GUCCCAGGGGGGUUUGGGGUCACCCGAUGCCGCAGGGUGUCCCUGUGGAGUGGCAGGCUGGGUGCAGGGCUGAACCUGUUCUUCUGGAGCCUGGAAUGCUGCUCUCCUUUCCCUCACCUUGGAGGCCUGUCCUAGCAGGGAGCGUAGGCAUUACCUUGUCCUGCAGAUCGCAGGGAUCCCAAACCUCCAGAGCACCUCGAGAGCCCCCAGGAGGGUGCUGGAGGCAGGCACAGGGUGUGGGCUGCUGUGCCAACACAAGGAUAUGUCAGGAAUGGUCUAAAACUCUCAGUUCCCUUCUUUCCACUGUUCCCACUGAGAUUACCAGGAACAAGCCAGACUUUGCAGAAGCACUGAGGAACUUUGCAGUGCUGUGGGCUUGGGGGAGUCCCUGGGGACUGCCACUCCUGUCCCCCCCGUGUCUGCUCUCAGACAGCACGGCACGGAAGGAGCGGGAGGUGAUGCUGCGGCUGAAGGAGGUGGUGGACAGGCAGAGGGACGAGCUGCGUGCCCAGGCCCACGAGAUCGUCUGCAAGAGCCGGGACACGGAGGCGCUGCAGGAACAGCUCCAUCGCUUCAUGGCCAUGAACGAGGAGCUGCGGCACAAGGUGGCCGUGGUGCAGGCCCAGCUCAAGAGCGCUCUGGAGCAGAAGUCGGACCUGGAGGCUGCGGUGCUGCAGAGCCAGAGGGAAGCGAGCAGGAGGAGCAGGACGGCCCUGGAGAGCCGGCGGCCGGAGCCUGGUGUGGAGGGAGCCGUGUCACCCUCAGAGGAGCCGCAGCACCAGGAUGGGGACAGGAGCCCUGCUCACUGCUGCUUCUCCAGGGAAGAGCUGCAGCAGAUCCUGCAAGAGAGAAACGAGCUCAAGACCAACCUGUUCUUGGUGCAGGAGGAGCUGGCCUAUUACCAGAGGGAGCUGCUGAACGAGGAGAGAAUUCCCAGCUUCUGCCUAGAUGCAAUGAAGUCAAAUAUCAAAAAACAGAGGAAAAAAAUCCGAGCCAAAAUGCUGGGAACGACGGAGGAGUCGGCGAGCAGCGAUGAAGAGGAGGGCUCCUGGCUCCCAGGUCACGGCACAGACUGCGCGGAUGCUCCGCCUCCAGAAUCCAAAAUUAGGAGCUUUUUUGGGCUGUGGUACCAGGGCAGCAGCAAAGACCCCCCCACAUCCAGCUGCUCCAGAACCUGGGAAAUCAUCGACUCGCUGGACACGCAGCUGGAGCCAGAGGGAGAGAGCAAGGCAGGGUCCAGCUCCCCCGACAGAGCCGUGGCACCACUCUGACCCCACGGGAACAGGAGCAGGAUCUGUCCUCGCAGCAGAACUUCCUGGAUCCUCUUCAUCCAGCGGCUUCAAGAGCAGCACGGCAGCCCUGCCACCGUGCCGUGGUGGUGGCAAAGCCACAGCGUGGGCAGGUUCCUGCAGAGCCACUGGGACACUUGGAUGUGGGCUGCCAGCCUGGCAUGGGACAGCUCAGCACCUCUGGGCACCUCUGCCCGCCAGCCACCCUUUCACUGUGCCCACGGCUUCCCCACAGAGGGGCCCUCACAGCUGUGCCCCCUCCCCACUGCUCCCUGCCUGCAGCUCAGCGUGGUGGGGGUCUGCACCCUCCUCCUGCUUCACACCCCAAAAGGGAUCUUCCCAUCCACUGGUGGCUCUCUGCAAACCCCUCUGCUCACAGCCCAGGAUUCCAUCGCCCCACGCUGCUCUGUGGGGCUGUUUCACCUCACCCCUUUCUGUCUGGACCUCCCCAGUCCCUGCAAUGUGAAGGUGCAGCUGGGGUGUCCCAGGGUCCCCGAGGGGCUGAGCACGCUGCACUGGGUGUCUGGGUGCUCCCGUGGCUGGGAGCCGUCAGGAUCAGCACCACCAGGGCCACUCCUGCACUUCUCAGCCGUGGGGUGAAUCAGUUUUGCACCGGGGCCUCUUCUGCCACCCCUGGGACCUGGCAGACUGCAACAAUCCCUGCGUUCGUGGGGGCGAGUCGCUCCCCUCAGGUCAGGUACUUUCUACCUUUAAUUCAGAAAUAAAUCAGUCUCUUGUUUUUCCCCUGA
Messenger RNA from Hirundo rustica (Barn swallow), 2038 nucleotides. RefSeq names its product Rab interacting lysosomal protein (gene RILP). The coding region runs from base 27 to 1271 and encodes 414 amino acids. Lineage: Eukaryota; Metazoa; Chordata; Aves; Passeriformes; Hirundinidae. The transcript has 6 exons. The record is from RefSeq and is a predicted model, not a curated record. Gene Ontology annotation, molecular function: protein dimerization activity. Gene Ontology annotation, biological process: cilium assembly. Gene Ontology annotation, cellular component: ciliary basal body; cytoplasm.